AUGACAGGCAGACAUCAACUUAUAUCUAUAACGAAUUUCGAGGAACCUCAACCAAAAGCUAUGGCAGAAUUGAAACUACUGGAAGAGUCUAUUCAUAGCUGGACGGUAGUGCCACCGCAGUUUACUUUAAGCCGGCAUGUAGAAGCGCUGGUUGCAACAGGCAAUACGAUUUUAGUGGUUGAUAGUAAAGAAGUAACUGACCAGCAUUUAAAUCAAGGGCCAUUUACAAAGAUGGUCAUUUCACCCAACGGCAAAUUUUUGGCCUUAUUCACUUCAGAUGGGAAGUUAUGGGUUGUCUCAACAGAUUUUCAAAAGAAUCUGUCAGAAUAUGCUACAAAAUCAAAAAUUGCGCCUCAGCAGUUGGUGUGGUGCGGUACAGAUUCUGUAGUACUUUAUUGGGAAAAGAUUGUACUAAUGGUGGGUCCUUUCGGAGACUGGAUCAAAUAUACUUAUGAUGAUCCAAUAUUCCUGGCUUCAGAGAUCGAUGGUGUACGCAUUAUAAGCAACGAGAAAUGCGAGCUAUUACAAAAAGUACCAGCAUCUACGGAAAAUAUCUUUAAGAUAGGAUCUACAGAGCCCCCAGCUAUGUUAUAUGAUGCCUUGGAUCAUUAUGAGCGUAGAAGUCCAAAAGCUGAUGAAAAUAUUCGAAGCAUAAAGGCAGAGCUUAUUGAUGCUGUAGAUAGCUGUAUAGAAGCUGCAGGAUUUGAGUUCAAUCAUCAUUAUCAGAGAACACUUUUGAAAGCUGCAUCCUUUGGUAAAUGCUUUCUUGAGAAUUAUGACGCAAACAAUUUUGUUAAUAUGGCCCAAAGCAUUCGCGUGCUGAAUGCUGUUCGAUAUUAUGAUAUCGGUAUACCCCUCACUUAUACACAGUAUAAACGGCUUGGUCCUGAUGCCCUGAUCGAUCGUCUGUUGAAUCGAAACUUACAUUUGCUCGCUAUACGAAUCGCUGAAUACCUCGAUCUACGCACAGACAGAAUACUAAUACACUGGGCUUGUGAAAAGAUAAAAUCUUCCAAUGAGGAUGAAGAUACCCUCUGUAGAAUGAUUGUAGAGAAACUAGCUAAAAAACCAGGAUUAUCCUAUGCUGUAAUUGCCAAAACGGCGUAUAAUUCUGGUCAGGCACGUCUGGCAACAAGACUUUUGGAGUUCGAGCCUAGGGCUGCAGAUCAGGUUCCACUACUCAUGUCUAUGCAGGACGACGAGACAGCUUUGAUCAAGGCUAUAGAGAGCGGUGAUACAGACUUAGUUUAUUUGGUUCUAUUUCAUUUGAAACGCAAAUUACCACUGGGAGAAUUUUUCAGAAUGAUCAACAAUAAGCCGAUGGCUUGCAACCUACUUGAAGUAUAUUGUAAAGAGCAAGAUAUUGAGCUUCUGAAAGAUUUUUACUAUCAGGACGAUAGACGAAUUGAUACUGCUAAUAUUACCUUAUCCGAAGCAUUUAAUGAUAUGGAUAUAAGCGAGCGUAUGAAGAAGCUUAAAAUUGCAGGAAAGACAUACAACGAUAACAGGGAUCAAGUUUUUGAAGCAAAGGCUGUAGAUGAGGCGAUAAAGUUGCUCCAGUUCCAGAUCGCUCUGGAAAAAGAUACCCAGCAAUCAUUCGCAGGUCUUUCAGUUAGUGAGACCAUUUACAAAUGUACAACACUAGGCCAGCAUGGUAAAGCAUCGAAAAUACGAUCGGAUUUCAAGGUUCCAGAUAAAAGGUUUUGGUGGGUAAAACUUCGAGCACUGGUAGAGGUCCGAGAUUGGGAAAAUUUGGAAAAGCUCGCCAAGAGCAAGAAGUCACCCAUUGGUAUUGAGAUUGGUGCGUUCAAGGAAGCUGGAGAGCAAGCAUAUUUGAACAAAGACGCAGAAGCAUUAAGGGAAGUGCGAGCAAAAUGUACAAAUCAUGUUGUGGCUCAAGAAUUAGAUUCUCUCCUUGCACAAUUGACUGCGAAAUAA
This is a messenger RNA of Mycotypha africana, 1938 nucleotides long. RefSeq names its product Vps16, C-terminal region-domain-containing protein. Gene Ontology annotation, molecular function: actin binding. Gene Ontology annotation, cellular component: HOPS complex; lysosomal membrane; cytoplasm. Gene Ontology annotation, biological process: intracellular protein transport; vacuole fusion, non-autophagic; endosomal transport. Bases 1 to 1938 code for a protein of 645 amino acids. The transcript has 10 exons. The record is from RefSeq and is a predicted model, not a curated record. Lineage: Eukaryota; Fungi; Mucoromycota; Mucoromycetes; Mucorales; Mycotyphaceae.